UGAGCAGACACGGAUUCAGAAUUGAGGACACAGGCCACAUGUAUGUGAUCCAGACUCCGUCACACAUCCAGAUCCAGUGGCUCCACAGCUCAGGACUCAUGAUCCUGGAGGCCAGCAAAGCCAGCGAGGCCCAGGGCCGUGGCCUAUGCGGUAUCUGUGAUGGGGAUGCGGCCAACGACCUCAGCCUGGAGGAUGGCUCUGUGGUGGGUGAGGCUGAGGACCCCGCUCCCUUUCUGGACAGUUGGCAGGUGCCCAGCUCCCUGACCUCUGUGGGCCAGACCCGCUUCCGCCCGGACAGCUGUGCCACAGCUGACUGCUCGCCCUGCCUUCGAAUGGUGUCCAACCGCACCUUCAGCGCCUGCCACCGCUUUGUGCCCCCAGAGUCGUUCUGUGAGCUGUGGAUCCGGGACACCAAGUACGUGCAGCAGCCCUGCGUGGCACUGACGGUGUACGUGGCUAUGUGCCACAAAUUCCACGUGUGCAUCGAGUGGCGACGCUCUGACUACUGCCCCUUCCUGUGCUCCAGCGACUCCAUUUACCAGGCAUGUGUGGCAGCCUGCGAGCCCCCUGAGUCGUGCCAGGAUGGGCUGCUGGGCCCGCUGGACCCAGAGCAGUGCCAGGUGCUGGGCGAGGGCUGUGUCUGCUCUGAGGGCACCGUCUUGCACCGGCGCCACUCGGCACUCUGCAUCCCCGAGGAGAAGUGUGCCUGCACCGACAGCACGGGGGUGCCUCGGGCCCUGGGGGAGACCUGGAACAGCUCCCUCAGCGGAUGUCGCCAGCACCAGUGCCAGGCUCCCAACACCAUCGUGCCAGUGGACUUGGGCUGCCCGGAGCCCCGCCCCGAGACCUGCCCACGUUUUGGGGAGGUGGCCUUGCUCCUGCCCACCGAGGAUCCCUGCUGCCUGGGGACGGUUUGCGUGUGUAACCAGACUCUGUGUGAGGGCCUCGCCCCUACCUGCCGCCCAGGCCACCGACUCCUCACCCACUUCCAGGAGGACUCCUGCUGCCCCAGCUACAGCUGUGAGUGUGACCCAGCCCUGUGUGAGGCAGAGCUGGUCCCCAGCUGCCGCCAGGACCAGAUCCUGAUCGCGGGUCGCCUGGGGGAUUCGUGCUGUACCUCCUACUUCUGCGCCUGUGGCGACUGUCCAGAUCCGAUCCCCGAGUGUCAGGAAGGAGAGGCGCUCACGGUGGACAGGAACACCACAGAGUUCUGCUGCCCUCUGUACCAGUGUG
Molecule: messenger RNA, 1233 nt
Organism: Leptonychotes weddellii (Weddell seal)
Lineage: Eukaryota; Metazoa; Chordata; Mammalia; Carnivora; Phocidae
Source: RefSeq, a predicted model, not a curated record